Thecamonas trahens ATCC 50062 is the source of this 1816-nucleotide messenger RNA. RefSeq lists its product as uncharacterized. The record is from RefSeq and is a predicted model, not a curated record. Gene Ontology annotation, cellular component: RNA polymerase II transcription regulator complex. Lineage: Eukaryota; Apusomonadida; Apusomonadidae. Gene Ontology annotation, biological process: regulation of transcription by RNA polymerase II. Gene Ontology annotation, molecular function: protein dimerization activity; RNA polymerase II transcription regulatory region sequence-specific DNA binding; DNA-binding transcription factor activity, RNA polymerase II-specific. The coding region runs from base 146 to 1699 and encodes 517 amino acids. The transcript has a single exon.
GUGUGUGUGUGUGUGUGUGUGUGUGUGUGUGUGUGUGGAGACGUUGACGGCUUUGCGGCUGGCAGUGCGACAAGACCGCAAAACGACGAGAGAGAGGACGAGAUAGCGACAAGUGAGAAAGGAAUACUACCUCUGGACUCCCCACAUGGCAAGUGGCGCUCGUGACAUGGAAGUAACGCCGUCUGGAGGAUCUGGUAUGGCUGGGACUCGCCAUCCAACCCAACAACAACAGGUGGCUAUGCAACAUCUGCAUCAUAUGCAACAAAUGCAGCAUGCUCUGCAUCAGGCUCGGGUCAUGCAGCAGGCGGCGGCCUCGCGUGGCUUGUCCAACGGCAUGGUCAUGCCCUCGCUCCCGCUCCAUCCAUCCCUCCCUGUCAUGGCUAUGUCGGGCUCGGGUGGAAAUGACGUGGGCCAGCAGCAGGGCCAGCCGCGGACCGAGUCGGAGCACUCGCGGCCCAACUCAGCCCGCGAGCGCUCGCCCUCGCGCGAUGGCGCAGGUUCGGGCUCGGGCGCAGGCUCGCGUAAGGGCUCGGUCGGCGACACGCCCGGCGAGAUCAAGCUCGCGCACCGUGCGACGGAGAAGAAGCGGCGGAAGCUGAUCAAGGAUACGAUCAACCAGCUCCGCGAACUGGUGCCGGCACAGCCGGACGACCCCAACGACAAGCCGCGGAUCAAGACCAAGGCGGAGAUUCUGCUGGAGACAGUCGACUACGUGCGGGAGCUGCAGGCCAAUGUGGCCCUGCUCCAGUCGCAGGUGCGUAUGGCAGAGGACAACGCGGCGCGGCUGUUUUCGACCAACUCGCGGUUCCUCAACCACAUCCACGCCGUCCAGCAGGAGAACGAAAAGCUGCGAAAGCUGGUUCAGACUGUCCUCGACACCAAUUCCAUUGACAAGCUCCGUGAGUUUGUCGAACUGGGCCAGCCACAGCCGCAGCCGCAGCGUCCAGCUGCCGCAAGCGGCCUGGGCGGGCCCGCCGGCGAGGAGCCGGGGCCCGAGCCCAGGCCGGGCGUGGGCCACAUCGGCCUCUCACUCAUGACCCGCCGUGCGUCCGAGUCGUCGUCCGUCGCCCUCAGCGAGGGCGAGUUUACCCCGCGCAAGCGCAAGCGGCGCUUCGAGUCUGGCGAAGACGUGGCGUCGUCGCGCUCCUCGUCCAACCACUCGCCGCGGACGUCGCCCACCCCAGGCUCCAAGCCGGUAACCCCUGUCACCGAGACACCACCCAUGGCAGUCGAGGGAGCCGUGCCCAUGCCGUUUGGCGGACAGCGCCAGACCCACCAGGCCCGCCAGGUCCACUCGGCCGCCUCGUCGCCGCUGAGCCGCUCGGUGCCCAUGGCAUCGUCGGCCACCCUCAUCAACGCUCUCACCGACUCGUUCAACGAUCCUUUUUCCUCCAUUCUCGGCCCGUCCCGUUUUGACUCGCGCGGCGUGGGCUCGGGCGUCGCGGGCGGCCAAGCUUCAAGAGCCCCGCCCACAAGCCACGGCGCUGUCGGGCUUAGUGCCUCUCACGCCCAUGCUCACUCUCGCCCACAUGGCUCCGCUUCGCGCAGACCGCAGUCGCAGGACUUUUCUCUCUCCGCCAAUGACCUCCCACACUCAUUCGACCCCGAGACCGACGCCCUCGGCUAUCUCAACCUCGGCUUUGAUGACCUCGAAGUCAUAGGCGGCGCUGACGACUUUCUCGUUGGCGACGACCUGUAAUCUGGAAGUGAACGCGCCACUGAACGCGCGCACCAGCCCGUCAUUGCACCGCAUCGCACUGUGUCGCAUCGCAUCGCACUGGGUAGCACAUCUCCUGAACACAGCACUCCAUCGCGA